CUGUCCAUUCUGAAUACUCGUUUGCUGUGAUGAUACCCAUAGGUACCUGAAUAGAAACAGGUGUUUCUGAAGAACCACGAAGUCAGUGAUUGACCCUCCAGUAGUGCAUGUCAAACCGUCAGUCAAGUCCUCUACACCUUCAUAAGUAAAUACACACUACAUAACCACCCUGAUUGACAUCCCUGACACCCAAAACACCUACUUUAGAGUAUAAAACUUUCCCCGUUGCCUCAAAAUGGAGACUCUCCCCGUGCAAACCGAUCCGAAGCAACCGAAAAUUCUCCAAAAACCCCCGAAAGUGGACGUCAGAAACCAAAUUGUCAAAAUGUCUAAACGGAACCACUUGAACCAGCCCCAAGUAAGACCUCGGACGCUCAUAGAACAACUAGGCAUAGGCCAAAGCGCCUCCGUUGGUUCGAAUCGUUUCAUGAAAGGCAAGUAUAGCACGACUUCGAGCGGUGACGAGUACUUUUUGGACACCACAGCGGAGAGCCAAAGUUCGGCCUUUCAAGAAAUGUUCUCCAUGUCUUUCAGGCAACUGAAAAACAGAAACACGUUCGCGCAGAAGGUUUUCUUGAUUUUGGGGAUUCUGAUGUCCUUCUCUUUCAUAGUCUUCAUGCUGCUCAUCAACCAACAGAACAUCACGGAAAAGUUUAGAGCCAACUGGUUGCCGUUAUUUGUAGCUUUUACAGCUGUGGAAUUGUUAGUCACGUUCAUCAUGUUUAUCAUUCCCAGAUGGACACGAAGACCACCCAACUACAUCGUCCUCUUAAUUUUUUUAACCGUUUCUGUGACUCUCCAGGCUGCUUCCUUGGUCGCCCAUUUCCAUGCCAUUGAACUUCUUUUGUACAUAACUGGUUCCCUCAUGGUCAUAUUGUUUAUCGGUUCUAUGUUUUCGGCCCAAGAUAGAUGUGAAGCGACAGGUUGGCCAAUGUUUGUCUUUUUUGCCACGUUGACGGCUCUUAUUGCUACAGGAAUGACAGGUUUACUGACUGUGGUGUUCAUAGAAGACAAAAAGUGGGAGUAUAUUGGAGCUGCGGUCGGUUUGGUCUUGCUGACUAUGGCCAUUAUCUUGAUCCUUUUAAGAGAUAUGUUGAAGAGUCAGGAAUUGCAGGUGUUCGAAUAUAUGUACGGGGCAUUAAUUGUAUUUGCGAGUAUAACGACGUUCUAUGGAUUUAAAUCGCUUUUUCUUUGUAUAAAAGGAAAGCCACCAGAGACAUUUGAUCCGCCUACUCCAUGACCUGACCUGA
This is a messenger RNA of Zophobas morio, 1250 nucleotides long. RefSeq lists its product as uncharacterized. Lineage: Eukaryota; Metazoa; Arthropoda; Insecta; Coleoptera; Tenebrionidae. The transcript has 7 exons. The record is from RefSeq and is a predicted model, not a curated record. Bases 236 to 1240 code for a protein of 334 amino acids.